This is a messenger RNA of Lolium rigidum, 1792 nucleotides long. RefSeq names its product adenylosuccinate synthetase, chloroplastic. The transcript is spliced from 4 exons. NCBI's taxonomy places the organism in Eukaryota, Viridiplantae, Streptophyta, Magnoliopsida, Poales, Poaceae. Gene Ontology annotation, molecular function: adenylosuccinate synthase activity; GTP binding. The coding region runs from base 21 to 1490 and encodes 489 amino acids. Gene Ontology annotation, cellular component: cytoplasm. Gene Ontology annotation, biological process: 'de novo' AMP biosynthetic process; IMP metabolic process. The record is from RefSeq and is a predicted model, not a curated record.
CAUCCUAAAACCCUCGGCCCAUGUCGCUCUCCACUCUCAACCACCCCGCCGCCACCGCCGCCGCCGCCACUGGGCGGCGGGGCAGGUCCUUGUCCCCGGCUGUCCCGGCGCCGCCCUCGGUCCGCCUGUCCAGGAGACGGCUUCCCGCCCCCGUCGCCGCGUCCGCGCUCGCGGUCGAGGCGGACGCCGCCGCGGAUAGGGUCUCGGCGCUCAGCCAGGUCUCCGGCGUGCUGGGGUCGCAGUGGGGCGACGAGGGGAAGGGGAAGCUCGUAGACGUGCUCGCCCCCCGCUUCGACAUCGUCGCGCGUUGCCAGGGUGGAGCAAAUGCUGGACACACCAUCUACAACUCUGAAGGCAAGAAGUUUGCCCUUCAUCUUGUUCCAUCCGGUAUUCUCCAUGAGGGAACACUGUGUGUUGUUGGCAAUGGAGCAGUGAUCCAUGUACCAGGGUUCUUUGGUGAAAUUGAUGGUCUUCAAUCCAAUGGAGUCAGUUGUGAUGGAAGAAUACUGGUCUCUGACCGAGCCCACUUGCUCUUUGAUCUGCAUCAGACUGUAGAUGGACUUAGGGAAGCUGAGCUAGCAAAUUCCUUUAUCGGGACGACUAAGAGAGGCAUUGGGCCUUGCUAUUCCAGCAAGGUCACUCGAAAUGGACUGCGAGUUUGUGAUCUAAGGCACAUGGACACUUUUGGUGAUAAGCUUGAUGUUUUAUUUGAAGAUGCUGCUGCGAGGUUUGAAGGCUUCAAGUACAGCAAAAGCAUGCUCAACGAAGAGGUUGAGAGGUACAAGAGGUUUGCAGAGCGUUUGGAGCCCUUCAUUGCUGAUACAGUUCAUGUGUUAAAUGAAUCUAUCCGACAGAAGAAGAAAAUUCUUGUUGAAGGUGGUCAAGCAACUAUGUUGGAUAUCGAUUUCGGAACUUAUCCAUUUGUGACUUCUUCUAGCCCUUCUGCUGGUGGAAUAUGCACCGGCCUUGGGAUUGCCCCUAGGGUUAUUGGCGACCUGAUUGGAGUUGUAAAAGCUUACACAACAAGGGUUGGCUCUGGUCCUUUCCCAACAGAACUACUUGGAGAGGAUGGGGAUGCUCUUAGGAAGGCUGGAAUGGAAUUUGGGACGACAACAGGUCGACCAAGACGUUGUGGCUGGCUUGACAUUGUUGCACUGAAAUACUGCUGUGACAUCAACGGGUUUUCAUCUCUUAAUCUGACAAAACUUGAUGUUCUGUCUGGGUUACCAGAAAUUAAGCUGGGUGUUUCUUAUAAUCAAAUCGAUGGACAGAAAUUACAGUCCUUCCCAGGCGAUCUUGACACCCUAGAGCAAGUGCAGGUCAACUAUGAGGUGCUUCCUGGCUGGGACAGUGACAUUUCUUCAGUUCGGAGUUACAGUGAGCUACCCCAAGCUGCCCGUCGUUAUGUGGAGAGGAUAGAAGAGCUUGUCGGUGUUCCAAUCCACUACAUUGGUGUUGGACCUGGGAGGGAUGCUCUCAUAUACAAGUAAAAGUAACUUGAUUUGGCACUGUACCGGACAAAAUAAUUCAGUCUUCAGUAGGCCGUGGGCAUUGCUGUGUCAGCAUAUGCCCCUUUAUUUGCCAUUGUAGCGGCAAUACAACUGGGAAGCUACUGGCUGUUGAGGUGAUGUAAUACCUGAAUAAUGAUUCGGGAAAUGACCCAAGGUAUCAGCAUAAGGAUGCAAUAUUAUUGUUUGGUACUCUGUAGUAGCAUUUGUCUUGUCUCCACCAAUGUUUUUGGUGGUAUGACUAAUGUUUUGCACUGAUUGUGAAUGCUUUCUUGUGGGCAGUC